UGGGAAAAAGAAGAUGCGCGGUCGUAAGAUCAAUGAUCUUGACCCGUUUCUUUCAUCAUUCAUGGAAAUUCGUAUGCAUUCUUCACUCUCAUCCUGGUAGCUCUCCGUUUUGUUUAUCGUUAAUUACAUAAAUACGGAAAUGAAAUUAAAUCAGACUAAAGACGAUUCGCGCGUUUCCUCUACAACAAAACGGAUGAUUAUUGCGAUGAAUAUUGCGAUGAGUAAACGCGUCAUGAAACUAUACAUAUAAAAUGAGUCUUUUCACACGGUUUGUUCGAACGUGUGAAUUCAGGAAGUGAGAAUAAAGUCACAACAAAUUUUUCGCAUAAACGUUACAACAGGAAGUAUUCGGACAUAUCCAAGUCGUCCAAACAAUCAUUGUUGAUCGAUUGCAAAAUCGCCGCGCUCGCUAAAGAGCCUGGCGGCUUAUCAUAUAAAUAUAAGGUCAGGAAGAAGAAGAGGAUCGAGAAGAAGGAGAGAGAAAAAGUAUUAUCGUUGAGACAGAUAUGAGGUCCUCUCUGAGCCUAGGAGCAGCCUUGCUCCUGACGAUAGCGAUCAUCCGGUCAUGCAAAUCAGAAUAUACGUGUGGACACUUAGGCUCAGGCACUAACGCGUGCAAAUGCGGGGAAAUAGUGGUGAAAUCGGCGAAGGUGCAAAAACCGCUGUUCUACGCGUCGCCGGAAGCAAUCAACGAAGCUGCAGUGGCACGCGAAGCGGUUGGAAGAUUGUCCGUGGGAACGGAUCGGUGGCACGGAUCUGAAAACUUGGCAUCUACUCCCAAAUAUGAACCAUAUACCGAUGGAGCGUUUAGCAGCAGCAGCAGCAGCAGCAGCAGCAGCAGCAGCAGCAUCAGCAGCAGUAGCUCUUCAAGGUCCUCGUCUUCCAUCGGAAUUCUUGGAGGAUCGAUUGGCGGAAGCAACGACUCACCCUUCACUUUUGUCUCGGAUAGAGCUACUUCCAAUUGCGGAUGCGGAAAGGAUCGUUCCGAAUCUCUGGAGGUUCGCGAUCUCCUAUCCACUAAUAUUGAGGGAAAAGUCGUGCCCAGUUUUCCACCGAUCGGCGAUCUGUGUUACCCGAGCGCGCCUAGCAGUAAAUUCCAGGUGACCACCAAAGUGACGCCUGCAUAUCCUGGUAAAAUCAAAUGCGCCCCUCCCAUCCCUUACAAGGUUUGCGUGAAAAUACUCAAUGGACAGAUCGACGAGGCUGGAUUGAGGGAACUCGGUUUAGCAACCGGUGGAUCAAUCGGCAGGAGUGCGAGUAUUUUCGACAAAUAUAUUUCUAACGGUGCAGCCAAGUUAGCUACGCGAUACGGAUCGCACGCAAGUGCCGGCGCGGGUUCGAGCACGUAUGGAUCGUAUUCAGGUGGUAACGCGGGUUCGAUCGCAUACGGAUCGUACGCGGGUGCCGGCGCGGGUUCGAGCACGUAUGGAUCGUAUUCAGGUGGUAACGCGGGUUCGAUCGCAUACGGAUCGUACGCGGGUCCGACCACGUAUGGAUCGUACUCGGGUGCCAACGCAGGCUCGACCGCGUACACGGGUAUCGCGACGUCGAGCAACGUCGAGAGGAUCCAAGGAUCGAGCAAAUCAAGCUACGAUUUUGGCGAUGAUGCAGAGCUUCCCGAAGACUAUUCGUAUCCCCGACUGCCAGCGGAUCCGGUGUCAGUCACUCUAGCGUACAAGAAUUUCUUCCCGCGUACCGUACAUUACAACAAGAGAGCAUUCGUGCCGGAAGACAAGCUGGCGUUCGGUCAUCGAACCGUGCCGACCGAGUCGACACCCAGCAAAAGUGUGCCGGACGUUCCCGAGGAAAAGCUUCAAAUCCUCAAGAAACCCAUUGUAGAGUUGAAGCCGAUACCACAGGCUCCCACCAUCAUCGGCGCUUACGACGAGCACGAAGAAGCAAAAUUGGCGGAGCUCGAGGCCAUUGAGCGCGAGAAGAUAAAUCAGGAGGAGAUCGCCGAACGGUUGCAAGAGAACUUCAUUACGUACGGAGAACUAGGAUACGCGCCAAUCAACAGGCCCAUCGGCCAAUCGGCAGAACCUAUUGGCGUAUUCAACAACGUGGAAGACGAUACCCGCGGAGCAGACUGCGGUCCGGUAGGACCACCGGAUCCCGAUUACGUUCCUGGCAGCGUCGUGAUCAAUCAAGAAGAAAUCGUGAGAAAUCAAGUCGGAGAUGACUCCCUGAGAAACGACGACAGUUCAGACAUCUACGUUCGUCAUUAUGACGAAAUUAGCGACAACGACGACGAGGAGUACGACAACGACGAGCCUAUGACCGGCAUAUUCGCCAGACUGAAAAGUGUCGCCCGAAAGCACGGUCGUUUAUCAUCCUCGUGUGGAGCCGUGUGAUCUUUCGAACGAUACGAAAUGUGUAAAAAGGACUUGCCUUACUGACGAUUCGCGCCUUAUUGACGAUCGAGAUGAAUCUUGAUUGAUCCUUUUGAACGCGCGAAGACGUGGACACUCUCCAGAAUAUUACACU
Trachymyrmex septentrionalis is the source of this 2484-nucleotide messenger RNA. RefSeq lists its product as uncharacterized. The coding region runs from base 507 to 2351 and encodes 614 amino acids. The transcript is spliced from 5 exons. NCBI's taxonomy places the organism in Eukaryota, Metazoa, Arthropoda, Insecta, Hymenoptera, Formicidae. The record is from RefSeq and is a predicted model, not a curated record.